GCUCCGAGCAUGCUCCACCGGGUAGUAGCAGGCGGGGUGGCUCGUGCUGCUCCCCGGCCGGCCGAAGCGGCAGCGGCUGCGGCGCGGGACAGUAUGCGGGAACCGCUCGUGAUGGGUCCUGCCGUCAUGAUGGUUCAAGCUCUUGAGGUUUGAUGACGCUGCACCAUGUACAGUGUGGAAGAUCUCCUGAUUUCUCAUGGAUACAAACCAGCCCGAGAUGCCGCAGCACCACGUGAGGACAAAUCAGAGCGACGCAGGUCAACAAGGACAGGGCCCCGAGCCGGCCAAGGCCUAUUGAAUGGGUACAAGGAUGGCCCUGUAUCCCAGACCCACAGUAGGACAUCCCUGGGGACAGGACACGUGAACAACUCUGAAAACCGCAGCAGCAAGCCAACAGGCCACAGGGAACACCAAAGCACUUCUAGAACUCCUGAGGCGGGGUUUUUAAAUCAGCCCUCCUUAGCAUGGUCCUCUCAGCCCCAAAGUGGUAGAGACCACAUCUAUUGGAGGAGAGGAAGACAGGAGGGCACUGGCUCCCUGUGUCCCGGGAACCUGAAAGAACUGGAGGUCAGAGGAAUGGCUCAGGCUCACAGUCUGCCCAUCCACGUGAGAGAGAGUCUAUGGGACGUUGCAGGAAAGACAGAGCAUGUGAUGAAGAACGCCGUUUGGGAAGCAGAGCUGAGACCGCAGGACGUGAGCUUGGAAAGCUGGAAGCAGCCGAGGGAGUUAGGGAGGCAGGCAUCCGAUGGCGAUGGACAGAAAAGGUCCCGGGAAAGGGUCGAGGGGCUCUACCAGUUCGCUCAUGGAGAGCACAUGCUGCCCUCUCAGAACAGAAAGAAAGCCCAGUCAUUGCCCCGAGCGCUUUCUCCUAAGAGCCUGCAUUUCACUGAAAUUCCUGUUCCACUACACGAUGGUCACAUAACAGGUGUCCCCAAAGCGCCACCAUAUCCUCCUCCCAGCUUCCCACCACCUUUGGAACCCACGAGGAACCUUGAGAAGGCUAGCUCCUCGGGCCCUUUUCCCAGGCCUAAGUUUGGGAAACCCCUCAAGACUCCAUGUUUUGGCUCUCACUCACAGCCCAGGGGCGAAGGUGGAUUUCAGGAACACCAGCACAGGGACCCACGUGGCUCCUACCCAACAAGAAGUAAGGAUCCCAGCCAUGAGUUGGGUAUGCUGGAUACUGGCUUGGAGCCCCCAGUGUAUGUGCCUCCACCUUCAUACAGGUCACCCCCUCAGCAUAUUCCAAACCCCUACCUUGACGAUCCUGUGCCCAGGCAUGUUAGCAGCAGCCAGAGUCAGCAGCAGCUACCUGAGAAACCGGAGGCCAGCGGUCCACUUCCUUCUGUCUCCCUUGCAGCUAGGGAUCUCUGUGAUGCAAUGCCUGGCUCUCCUCCUCAAGGUCGUCCCCCACAGCCCUAUCCUAUUGCCACCCAUGGGAGCUCUAUUCAGUACAUUCCAUUUGAUGAUCCACGGAUCCGACAUAUCAAACUAACUGAGCCCUCAGAACUCUAUGAAGAGGCAAAGCUUAAUGACACAUCCCAUAACUCUGGUUUCAUCACUCCUCAAGAACCAGCUCUGGGAAAAAGACAGUAUGAUGAUGUCCUUUCAGCACCAUGGGGCCCCACAGCCUCACCAGUCAACGAGCGGGGCUCGGCCUUUGCCCAUUCCAGUCCCCGGUGGCUGCGGCGCCAGCUCCCCAUGAGCAUUGAACCUGGAGGCUUCCAUGGCCAAACAGAGCAUCAUAUCAUGAGAGGAUUAACAACCGACGUGAGAAACAGCAAGGCAGAAAGCCAUGCCUCUUCGCCACAGCCACAGAGUGAGGGUACCUGCAAAACCUACACUAAGCUCAGAAAGUUUGAAGCUGGGAUUCAGAGCAAGAAAAGUUCAAAGAAGAAAAGUAACGCAACCAUAUUUUGUUUGGUUUCCGUCCCAGUUAAAUCUGAGUCACUUGUGCCAGAUACGGAUACAAACAACAAUGACUUAAAGCUGGGAGCUGAUAAGACCCAUGGACUGUGUCAGGGUCCAGCCCUAGAGGAGCAGAGUCUGCUGAGUAUGUCUUCUACCGACCUGGAGCUGCAAGCCCUCAUGGGAAACAUGGCUUGGAGAAGAACAUCCCCAAGGCAAGGUCUCGGGGAGUCAGAAGAUGGCCAGACUGAUGACCCCAGAAUCCUCCAUCUCAUCAAACCCAGAGAACAUGAGGCUUCCGGCUCGUGGCCAGGACACCAGUAUAGAGAUCAGCAGACCCAAACCAGUUUCCCUGAAGAAUCCAAAAGCUCACAGCUCCUCCCUGCCACAAAGCCAGGAGAGGCCAUUAAUGCAGCACCGACCCCAGCAUGCCCAGAUGCCACUGCCUCUGAAGUACACCUGCAUUCAGCCUUAACAUCCAGCGACCAAAACCAGAAGCCCAGUGUACCUCACCUCCGAGGGCAAAUGUCCCUCAGCCCAUCUCGAAACAGUGCUUUCUCAAGGACCUCCUCAGCCAUAAAACAAUCAUCUAUGCCCAAAGGGGCCUCUGACCAGCUCCCUAGUGCCAGCCCUGUACCCAAGCCAGAGGUGGUGAAGGGGGAGUCUACGACAGGCCAGUGCAAUAGCACACAACUCUUCGGUCAGUUUCUCUUGAAACCAGUUAGCCGGCGGCCCUGGGAUCUCAUAAGUCAGCUGGAAAGCUUUAACAAGGAGCUUCAGGAAGAGGAGGAAGGCCACGGUGCUAGCGGCAGUGAGGACAGUGAGGCAGGACAGACAGAGGACUGCGCUGACUCCAGAGCCAAGACCUGCGGCCGCCAGGGAACUAGACCAGAGCAGCAACCUGCAGGGCUGGUCCUGGAGGAUGCCGCGCCCCCGCAUGGAAGACUUAAUGAGUCACAGAACUGGAGAGAGGGAGCAAAACCUGGCCACCCAGGAGCCCAUCCCCAGUCCCUGGGCCCAUCACAGGAGGAAGGCCGCAGAGGUGGUCCAGCCCGACAGGCAGAUGGAAGCCCGAGUGCAGAGCAGAAAAGCCCAGAGGCUUGGAAUGGGAUGUGUGAGCGAGACAUUGGCCCAAGGCCUGUGAGCAGGAAGGCCCCCACUGACACAAAAGCAGCCCCCUUGUUCUGUCUGGCCGAGCCGAGAGGAAGUCAAGAACUCACCAAAGUCAGCGAUGCUUUAGGGUCUAUGCAGCUGGGCAGAGAGACUCCCACAAAGGUGGAUAGUGGUGGGGACACAGAGGUCCUACCCUGUGUCCUGCUGCCCCUUGCUGACAAAUAUCGAGGCCACUCAACACCAGACUUUCGGUCUUUAGAGCUCACACUGGGACAAGAGCAGAGUGCCUAUAAAUCAGAGUGUCUGGGUUCAGAGAACACCAUGGAAGUCCUUCCAAGUGAGUCUCUGCAGGAAAGGGCAGAGAGGAUCCUGGGCAUCGAGGUGGCCAUGGAGUCCCUUCUGCCAGGUGCCAGGAGAACAGAACAGAGCCAGCUCCCUGAGCCCGAUGCCAAUGCCUGCGGCCCAAGGUCAUCCAGAGAGGACUCAUUGCCAGGCUUGGCACCACCAGGGGGCCCCACAGUGGCCACUGAUGCCUUCUAUGGCAGGAGAAAGUGUGGCUGGACCGAGAGUCCCCUUUUCGUGGGAGAAAGGGCCCCCCAGGCUUCUGUAUGCUCAGAUAUGGGUGGGUUCCCUGCACGCCAGGCCACCAGUCCUGAGCCUGGGGACAAGGAUGAGGAGGCAAAGCCAUCCUUCAAGUCCACUCUGUUCCAUUUCAUGGAGAAGUCCACAAAUGUGAGGGGCCCUGAAAAGAGGCUCCGAAACCCCUCCAAAGUGAUCGAGAGCUUACAAGAAAACCUGGUAUCACCCCCCAAAAGGGCAGACUCAGUUCGCUUGGUAAGAAUGAGGGAAGUCACCUCCUUGUCUCAGAUGAGCUGUCUGAGCUCCAAGAGUGCUGACUCCAUGGAGGAGCCAGAGCCCUUAAUGGCCAUCAAGAGUGAAGCCUGGCUGUCAGAAGGCUUCACUUCCCAGAGUGGCAAAGACCAGGCCUGGCGAGCAGGGCACCUGCCCUCUGCCUCUCAAGACGAAAACGGACACCCUGAAGCACCAAGGGAGAUGUCAGACCAGGACUUGUGGUGUGCAGAUUCCUACGAUCCCAGCCGAGUGGAGAGGGUGUGAUGGCUGCUGGUGGAGCCCUACUGCUCGCUAGCAGAGUGCCCUCUAGUUGGCCCGCUGGCCUUGCUCAGGCUGAAGCUGGAAACUGUGGGUUUUGCAGUGUCCCAACUCCUCCUUGCCUGCCACCCCUACAGAACUGUUCCAGAGAUAAAGCGGUGGUCUGCUGACACCAUCUGUCUCUACAGCACGGAUACGUAAUUCCUAUAUUUAGAACAGAGUAUUUACAUCAAUUCCCUUCCGGGUGGAUUAGGCCAAGCUGGUAAAUAGCUUGGUGUAAAUCUGGUGUUAGGUGAAAAUCAAACUCGGAAGCAGUGGGUGAUUUUGAUUGUACCCUGAUCUCAUCCGUUCCCUGCUGCUUCUCCCAGCCCUGGCUCAUGCUUAGGAGUGUGGCCCAGGAGUUUGGACACUUACAGUGUAAGGAGAUGUGAGUGAGCGAGUAUGGAUGACCCGUUUUUAUUACUAAACCUUCGGCAGCUUGGGGUAACGUGAGUUAACGGCUGUGAAACUCGCAAUCGCUUCUUGGUGUCCCGGAAGGGUCGUGCUCGCUGUAACCUACCCGCGAGGUGACCCACUGGCAUCGAGGCAAACAUGCUGUGCCCGCUCUGCUUCGCACUCAGUCUUCCCUAGAUUUUACCUUCUGUGUGAAUGUUUAGAUAUUCUUUAUAUGAAAAAUAAUUGCUGGUUUAAAAUAGACCAUGUUAACAAAGUAACUAUAUUUCUUUUUAUAAAAUUGCUAUUUUUCUAUGAUGUAUAAACAGUUCUUAGGUGGCAGAUUUUUAAGGAAGUGCUAUUUUAUUUAAGAGUCUAUCCCUGUGUGUGUGAGGGCCCCACGAGGGCCCAGCUUGGCUCUAAAGCCCUUGUCCCCGCUCCAACCUCAGCUCUGUUCCUUUUUACUGUUUCACAGUGUCAUCGAAAACCAACCCCAUGUUCAUUAACUCUCGUAAAGACGUUUGCACAGACGGAGCUGGGAGAUUACAUUUGAAGAUACCGCUCUCAAAACCAGCCCACAACCUCAUAGUCAUUUCGCAUCCAUGUCCACUCGACUUGCCAAAGCCCCGUACUUCUGUCUUUGUAUUCCUAUGGGGAAUCCACCCCAGGAAGACGCGUGUCUCCUGCCUACUGCCUUGCUCCUUUAAAGAGACAUUUAUUUUUGUCUAGAGUGACUAGUUAAUCUUAAUAUUCUGGAAAGUGCUUGGGGACAGUACACAGGUGGCAUUCUGUGCGCAUACACCACGGUGGGAAUAUAAAGAGGCCUGUGGUCCCACGACUGCAUUGCCCGUGUGGCAUUUCCCCCUUCUGCCUGAGGAAGGUAUUCUUGUUAGCUAACAUUUUACAAAGCCAUUGUCCCCUUCCUUCCCCUCUUCCCUCAUUCCCUGUCCUUUCAUCUUUUCUUCCCCUCACCCUCCACCACUCUUUCCCUAUUAAUUUUUUGAGGCAUUUAGUUAUCCUAUUUUCUGACAUGCCAAAUUCCUGCAGUGUGCACCCAUGGCUGGUCAGUCCUGAGCUCCCACAGGACUUUCACAGUCACUCAUCUAUACCAUAUCAUUUUAUUUCCUAAGAAGCUCCCAUGCACUGACUGGACUACACAAAGCAGAGUCCAAGUAGUCUCGACACACCUUCCCAGAUGCACACAUCUGCAGUCUUCCUGACACACCUUCCCAGAUGCACACAUCUGCAGUCUUGAUGUGUGCCUGUUUCUUAUGGCCGUCCUUGUCCAGACUUUGGCUUUUGUGGGGAGGGGUAUGAGCUAUAGAUCUCCCUGGAGCAGUGGACAAGCGGGUUGGUGGUUUGCAGUGGUGGUUGAAUCAUCUGCUAGGGGCAAGUGAAGGCUGGACUACACUGGUCUCUGUGGGGCUGUACUUCCCUCCUUAAAAGAAAGUGAAAGCAGCCAUGUGUGUGUGUACAUGUGCGGAGACCCCAGUGCAUGCCUGUGUACCUGUGUACAUACUGGUGCUGUACUGACUCCCUGUCAAACAACCUGACACUGUCUGAAGACGGUGAGAGAGAGAGAAGGAUCCUGACGGAAAACUGUUGUGCCUUAUGUAUCUCAGUCUGAGACAAGCUGCACAUCCAUUUUGUCUUGUUUGAGAUCGCAUCAUGCUUCCCGCAGCUGGACAGUCACAUAGUGAAUAUUAUAAUUUAACCUUAAUUUUUCCAUAUUCUAGCCCAUAAGCAAAUCUUUUGGAAGGAAGUAGUGACAUUAAAUUUAGAAACUUGAAAUUUUGACAUGUAACUUUUCAUAGUCCUAGGUAAUGUAUAUCCAACCAAAAAUCAUUCUGCUGAUGUCUUGAGAUCAGUACUAACCACCAUGCCCUAUGUAAAUGUCAUGUGUGUCCAUGACUGUUGGUGAAAAAAAAGCCUUCCAUAUUCUGUGUUUGUAAUUAUUUUUCUUAUUACACAUGUUGGUAUUCAAUAAUUUGGAGUUUGUGAAAUUAAAAAUUCUAAUUUCAACCAAGUGAGCUAAAAAGUAUAGGAGGAAUUGUGCCUGUGGUUGCUUCGGAACUUACAGACAUGAUGGGGAAAUGGUUGUCUUUGACCUCUUUGGGGGAAAUUUCCCAAAGGACUGAAAAUGAGAUAUCUUACUUAUUCUUAUGAAUACUUACAUAUUCAGUUGUGUUUCUAUAAGCCCUGGGAACCCUCUAAAGAUGCAACCAGCUCCUGGAAGGGACCAUCAGGAUUAUUUCCAUAAUUGUAAACACUUAUUACCUUUAUUAAUAAAGACUCUGAAUGUGCAUCA
Apodemus sylvaticus (European woodmouse) is the source of this 6868-nucleotide messenger RNA. It is a transcript of the gene Jcad, whose product is annotated as junctional cadherin 5 associated. Gene Ontology annotation, biological process: positive regulation of blood vessel endothelial cell proliferation involved in sprouting angiogenesis. The record is from RefSeq and is a predicted model, not a curated record. The transcript is spliced from 4 exons. The coding region runs from base 166 to 4134 and encodes 1322 amino acids. Gene Ontology annotation, cellular component: ruffle membrane; adherens junction. NCBI's taxonomy places the organism in Eukaryota, Metazoa, Chordata, Mammalia, Rodentia, Muridae.